GGCCCCGGCAGUUGCGAAAUUCUUUCGAUUGUGGGCGGUCUUCGGGCAAGACGUUAUUGUCAAACUCGAGCAACGCGAGCCUCCCAGCGGUGUACUUGUCGAUGGAGAUGAUGAUGUCCUAGGACUCGACCCGGCGGAAGCGCGAUUGCGGAACCUGGAUGCGUCCGCUAGACGCUACUUGGGCGAUUUGGAAACUUGGCUGUCUGAGCGACACGCGGUUGGACAGGAAUUUUUAGAGAUAGAGACUAGGCGGGUGGACGAAGACGAACAGUUUCAGUACCUUCCUGCAUGGAAAAACGUUACGAGGAGAGUGCCGCUUGACCAGGAGUUACGCAAGGCGGCUACGAAAAUUAGCGAGACCCACGAAGACGUACAGCAGUGGGCUCUUGAUGCUUCCUCCAGGGAAAUAGUAACCACCGGUUGGAAUCCGCCCUACCACGUUCGAUCACGCAUUUAUGAAGGCCUCAAAACGAAAAUCCUCAACCAAGAUGAAGAGGAUUAGCACGACGCUCGCUAUCAAACCAAGGUUUGCAUAAUUGCGCAGUAGGUGGCAUGAUCAGACUAGAUCGAGAGUAUGGAGUGGGUGUGGUCAUUUUCUAGGCUCGCAGCAUUGGUUUUGGUACUGACCCUGUUUGUACCGUACUUGACAUAAAGCAAGGCUCCAAAGUUCUGGAAUGCCACCCCGCAGCCGUGCUGCCAAUGUGCUGAAGCUGAUUCCCACUCGGAACAUUUUUAUCACCCUGAGGCUUUCAAUUUCAUACCCUUGCGUUGCACUCCCGAUGGACUCGGAC
Amoebophrya sp. A120 is the source of this 791-nucleotide messenger RNA. The record is from the annotation of a GenBank genome assembly. NCBI's taxonomy places the organism in Eukaryota, Dinophyceae, Syndiniales, Amoebophryaceae.